Messenger RNA from Drosophila suzukii, 1680 nucleotides. RefSeq lists its product as uncharacterized. The record is from RefSeq and is a predicted model, not a curated record. Lineage: Eukaryota; Metazoa; Arthropoda; Insecta; Diptera; Drosophilidae.
AGAGGAGAGCCCUGUAUUUGGGAUAGUUACUACCACUCAGUUCUGACUGGGAUUUCCUUGACACAAGUCAAGGCAUUGUGUUGAAAGCUUUAUCAUGAACAUAAUACUUGGAAAUUGUGUGGGCAGCUGUGACCAGUUGGCCGGUCCGCCACCGGAUUUUAUCCUAUCGAUGCCGCCGCCACCGCUGCCGUCCUUCCUGAUCUCCAAACCGGCGACGGUGGACAUCCUGGUGCCCUCCAAUGAGUCCCAGCCGUGCUUCGCCGCCUUCAUGUGUGGCCAUGGGAUGCAGCACAACGAGAGCGGCAAUGCCCUGAUGGAGCUGGUGAGGAGCGAUUCCAAGAGUCUGGAGAACGUCUGGCUGUUUGUCUCGUCCUGCAUUGGGAUCUUUGUGUUCGGCUGCUUCCUGGCCCUCAUCGUCAUUAGAUGUAGAGAUUCCUUCUUCUCGUACCAUGACGCCAAUAUCAAGCAGACGGCCAUCAAUGCCCUUGGCGAGGCCACCAAAUCGAAUGCCUUCACAUCUGGCGGAAUACUGUAUCCCUGCGCCACGGCCAACAGCCGGGAUCUCCUCCAGAGUCAGCUGGUCAACGAUAGCCGUCUCUUGUGGGCCACCCUAACGCCUCAUGGUACACGGCACUUCAUCAUCGAGAAUUCCCAGGACGGGCACUACGAGUCGGUGGACUAUCGCGGAAAGUCCCACAGCCAAGUGUUCCGCGGUUACGAGAAGCACUCGCAGUCGUUUGUCAAGUCCUUUGACAACAAUGGCUUCGUUGACUACGACUACGAGGAUCCCACGCCGUUGAUGGACUCCUACCACGAUGACAUGGACUCGGGAUACCAGGAGCCCCACGAGGUCACCGGCUCCCUGAAGCGGUCUGCACUGCGGACCACUGACUCAUCGAAUGACACCCCAACCAGCGGCGGAUCGAGCUCCAACUACAACUCCAACCAGAUCGGCAACUCCAAGUCCAUUAGCCGCAAGACGACGCUGUCCCGCCGCAUCAGCGAUGCCUCCUCCCAAAAUGGUACAUCCAUGUAAAUGUUACGUCCAUUGGGGAACCCUUGAGUUGCGUUUUGUACAUUUCAAUUGGAUUAGGAUUACGGGGAUCGGAGCAGAGGGGAUCUACCCGAUCACGUCGUCCAACACAAACUACAGAUGGUAGUGAUUACACACGCUGAUAUUCUAGACUAUUUUAAGAGGUGAUGCACAAGUGUGGGUUGUUUUCGCGGGUCACAAGAGCAGUAAGUCCAUGGAACAAUUAGGAAUUCGUAUAUCUUAUCGGAAUAUGAUAUGAUAUAACUACGAUACAUCGGAAUUUAAAGCGGGAACCAGAGUUACUGCAUCUGUAAUCGUUACCAAUUUCACUAUAGAGACCCACAUGCACAUGCAAUUACUUUUUAAGCCUACUAUGGAUUAUAUCCGCUGGUGUACUAUAAUGCACACAUAAUACUCGCAUCGCUCUCAAUUGCUUGUACACAGACCUACACACUCCUUUUAUAUAUAUAAAUACCUUAACUAUACGUCAGAUAAUCUAACUAAUCGCGCAAUUCGAUUCGAUUUCGCUGAUCGAAAAGGCCAACUAUUGUAUCUGCAUAUGGGAUAUAGACCUACUAUACCCGUGGGAGUCCUUCCUCCCCAGUUCUGGGGAGGGAUUUAAUAAACAUGCAUAGAUUUUGAAAAUA